Symbiodinium sp. CCMP2456 is the source of this 747-nucleotide messenger RNA. The record is from the annotation of a GenBank genome assembly. Lineage: Eukaryota; Dinophyceae; Suessiales; Symbiodiniaceae.
AUGAUGCGAAAGGCCCUUUUCUGCUCACUCCUGUGCCUGGGCUUGGCACGAGAAGACUUCCUGAGUCGCAAGAGCAGCAUCUCGACCAGGUGCAUUCUGCAAGGCUGGGCAGAUAACAAUCAUCUGGGGGACAUCUUGAAGGUAACGCAGGACUGUUUCACACGGAAUGCGGUGCUGACCAACCAGGGUGACGUAGUGCUCCAAGGGACUUUGGGCGUGGCCACGGGUUGCGUGCUGACCAAUCUGGACGCCGCCUGGGGCUGGCACCCGGUACUUGUGGGCUCUGGGUCUGACACAGGCGGUCCUUAUGACAUCUACGGAGUCGGUUCACGUGUUACCAUGAUUGCGGUGGAGACGCCCUCCGGGCGUUGGCAGUUCAUGCUCCGCAAGGGGCACACCGGCUUAAAGGCGGCCGACAAUGCCAGUCAUGUGCCCGUGACGGUGCAUAGCCACCACCGUGGCGAUGCGACAGAGCAGCAGGAGACGGAUCUCAUCCACUUCGCUGAGGCUUGUUUCAGCAAGAAGGAUGUGGACACCUCGAACCUCGGCAGCCUGCAGAUGACUUUGGGCCAGAAUGUGGACUGCGUGCUUCAGAAAUGCAGUGAAUUGUGGGGCUUCAAGCCAAAUGCACCAAAUUCCGGCUCUGACACGGGUGGCCCUUACGAUGCCUAUGGUCUCGGUGCCACGGUCAUGGGAGUGGAGUCCCCAUCCGGCAAGUGGGAGUUCGUGCUGCAGCUGAAGUACUAG